GGCUGAUCACAUGUUGAUCUUCAGUUGAAGUGGCUUGGUAAAAGUGAGAUGGUCCUUUGUAAGUUAAUUGUGAACGCAAAUGUUAAUUUAAUUUUUAAAACGUUUUCUCGAGUUAUUGAUGGUGAUUCCAAAAAAUGUUUCGGUAAAUAUUAUAUAUUAUUUGAGGUGUUGUUAAUAAGUGUUUUCGCAAAAUAUUAAAACUUGAAUUUGAGGUACUGCUUGCGUGGGAUGUUGACGUCAAGAACUCAGACGAAGAACGUUAGCGAACUAUCCUUGCAGUGUUGCCGGCCUUUUUCGAUGUGUACAAUUGUUCAAUGAACACGCUAGUUUGGCUAUAUUAUACAGCCUAUUUUGAAAAAAGAACAUGGAGUUGGAGCUGGAACAGAUAAAAGAACGACCCCAAAAGGAGCGAGAGUCUCGGAAGUUGAAGAACAAAGGCAAUGAAUUAACUUUAGAUGUACAGAAAAGAAGAGAAAAAUAUAAAGUCCUCCAGCGUACUAAACCACACACUACAACUAUAUAUCGCGAUAUCAAAGAACUACAGAAAAUUAUUCGACAGUCGUCAAAGGAACGACUACAGCUUGAACGCCAUCUAUCUAGAGCAACUGAGGCCGCCCAUAGAACUGUGGAUGUUGACCUCAGCAAGUACGUAGCACUUGAACAAACCAAUCAGGCUCUUCGUCAUCGCUUGGAAGAGUUGGACCAGCUUGUAAAGCAGAAGCAAAAUGUUGAAUCGAACUUGGUUGAAAGAGAGGAAGAGCUCACGCAACUGAAAGCAGAAGUAAAUGAACAGAAGGAAAUUUGUGCUGAUUUGGAGAGGCAGCUUUCGGAUACUUUAUACGAGAAAUCUGACGUCGAGGCUCACAACGUCGAACUUCAGCACCAAGUAAGCGAGCUAGAACGGGUAACCAAGGAAUGUCAUCAACUAAGAAAUUCAUUGGAGGAGAUACGUCAUAAGUACAAGACAGCUCAAAGUGACGUAGUGACCCUGGAGGGGAAAGUAAGCAGUCUGGAGACUUUAGUGAAGCACAUGCGAGAAGCUGCUGAGAAGCGGAAGGAGUUAGAUAAAGAACAUGGGGAUGCUCUCGCUGAACUUCAGAAACACCAGGAGGAAGCUCGUUUGUUUGGUCAAAAUGAGGAUUCCGAGAAACAACAAUCAUUGGAAGUGAUCAAAUCUUUAGAGUCAAAAGUUCGAGAACUCCAGAAGAAAUGUGAACUCCAGAAUGUUCUCCAUGAAGAGCUUGUUUUAGAGAUGGCUACACUCCGUCGGUCACGGGAAAAGUGGGCUUGGAGUACACAGAGAUCUCAUUCAGCUGAUGUUUCACAUGGUGAGGAGCUACAUUCUGUUCAAGAAGUGGACAGGAUAUUGGCCAGUGCAGGGACUCUGAUGUCCAGUACAUAUGGUAUAACUGCAGAACCAUUAUCAUCAGAUGUUACAUUAUCCUCUCAAAUAACCACUUCAGAAAGUGACUUAACAACUUCCUUAUCUUCACUAGUAAAACCAGCAACAUCAGACCAGCUGUCUUUUUCAUCCUCAUCCCUCACAACUCCAACCACGCUAGACUCUGCUUCAAAGGAAAUUGAAAGGAUUCUCCAGCGUAUUGAGCAGGAUAACAAACUGCUGGCUGAGCUUGACAAACCUAAAAAAACAUUCUCAUCAUCUGUUCCUGGUUCUCCUAUUUUCUCUGAAUCAUCUGAGAGGAUGAGAGCACACACUGAAGGGGAGGCAAAACUUAAAGAAGAACUUUCUCAGCUUGCUGCCAAGCUAAAACCUUCUUUCUCUUCUCCUGCUAUUGAUCAACUACUUCUUGAACCUCAGAAAUCCAAACAAAUGUACUCACAGCUAGCUAGGUACAGGGGGGUCAGGAGACCUUCUGUUACACGUAGAGAGCUUGAUCUUCUCAUGGCCAAAUUAGAACAGGAUGAUAAGCUUCUUGCUGAACUUGACCGUCAAAUACCUGGAUAUGUAUCUUGGACUUCAAGCCAUCUUUCAGCCGUACAAAGUUUAUUUGGCCCAAGUGUUGUAUCUUAUUCUACAGCACCCCCUUUUAGUAUGACAGCCACUUCAUUCGCAACACCAUUCCAAACAGCCAGGCCUAUAGUUUCACCAGCCCCUGUGUCCAUCAUUACUGCUCCUGCAUCCAGAGUACAUGUAAUGGCCACGUACACUUGUCCACAGAUGACUCCUACAUCAACAUACAUAACUCCACAAAUAACAUCAGCUAUUGUUCCUGCCAUUACAGCAGCUAGUCCAGCUCAAGUUGACAGUGGGAUGGCUACCUCUGUGGAUGACAUGUACCAGAUGAUAGGGACUGAAGAUGAUGCCCUUGGAAAAUCUUCAGUUGAUCAUAUUGAAUUGCCAGGUAGAGGUCACUGUAGAGUAUACAUGGCCAGAUAUUCGUAUGACCCCUUACAACAGUCACCAAAUGAAAAUCCUGAGGCUGAGUUAGAGUUAAGUGCUGGGGAUUAUGUCCUGAUUUUUGGAGAAAUGGAUGAAGAUGGAUUUUUCAGUGGGGAACUUCUUGAUGGCAGAAAAGGUCUUGUACCUUCAAACUUUGUUGAAUUACUUUAUGAUGAAAAUCUGUUUGACUUCCAAGCAACAGUGCUGUAUGGAAACAGGGAUCCAGAUGACAGCAGUGCUAGUUAUGCUCAUGGUACGGACUAUGACUUUAGUGGUUCAAGUGGGCCAGAAGAAAUGUACUCUCUGCCAGCUGAGGAUUAUCAUCGUAUGAAUGACUACAUUGAUCUGAAGGAUAUAGAAGAAGUUGAUGAGGAUGAUCUUUCUGAUGUUGAACGAGAAAUGGAUGGUCCAGUUCCCCCUCCUCAAAGGCUGAUUUUGGAAAGGCAGUUGAACAAGAGUAUCUUAAUUGGUUGGCUUCCACCAGAGGGUGCUAAAGGAAAUAUAAAAAUGUACCAUGUUUAUGUAGAUGGUAUAUUGAAAGCCAUGAUAAAUAGUUCUGAAAGAACUCGUGCUUUAGUUGAGGGUGUGGAUUCCUCACAGCCCCAUAGGAUUAGUGUUCAGUCUGUCACAUCAAUGGGUCAUCAUUCUCGAGAUGCAGCCUGUACCAUAACAAUUGGUAAAGAUAUUCCAUUGGCUCCAAGCUGCAUCAAGGCUUCUAAUGUAACCUCCACCUCAGCAGUGAUUAGUUGGUUACCUAGCAACAGUAACUUCAACCAUGCAAUAGCAGUGAAUAAUGUUGAGAUACAAGUGGUAAAACCAGGAAUAUUUAGACACAAUAUCACAGGUCUUGUACCCAACACACAGUACAAAGUAUCAAUCCGUGCCAAGCCAGGAAAAUUGCUGUACAAUGCAAAGAGAAACCCUAAAAAAUUAGAUAUGCUGACAAUGUUUGUUGAAUUUCGAACACUUCCAAAAGGGCUUCCUGAUCCACCAGUGGACAUACAAGUCGAAGCAGGGCCUCAGGAUGGCACACUGUUGGUUACUUGGCUGCCAGUCACUAUCAAUCCCACCGGGACAUCUAAUGGGGUACCUGUUACUGGUUAUGCCAUUUUUGCUGCUGGAAAGAAAGUAGCAGAAGUCUAUAGUCCUACAGGAGACCAUGCUUUGUUACAAGUGAAAGAUCUCUUUCCUCUUGCCAAGAAAACUGUGACAGUUAGAACGAAAUCAGGAGAUAGUUUGUCAUCUGAUUCGAUGCCCUGUGUUAUUCCAGAAGCUCUCAUAAAGACCUCAGCUCAUAAGAGCUCAGUUCCAUACAGAAAACGAGCAUCAUUUGAUGAGCUGGGCUCUGAUUCUGGCUCUGAGUCGGACACGGAGCUUGCAGAACUGGUCAACCAUGUGGCCCGCAGGUCUCAGGCUUUUGAAUCAAACCAAUUAUCACCCGAAAGGUUUCAGGGUAGUGUAGAUGAGUUUGGGCAAUAUGAGCUCUGUGAUAUACUAGAAGAAAGAGAAGAAAAUGGAUUUGAAUACGAGCAAUGCAGAAAAGACAGAACUAGAUACUCCUCUCUGGGGAAUGGGGAUGUGAAAUGGGAAUGGACAAGAGAUAACAGAGAUCAAAACAGCCUUCGACAUUCAGUGAUCAGUAAAAAUCAGCCACAGUCUGUAGACUCACCAACAACUGUCUGCAAGUAUGUUACUCGAUUUUGUGACAGAAAGAUGAAUCACUUAAGGGAAGGACAUCAGAAUUCUGCUGGGCAGUUAGUUAUUGAACCUGAUGAUAACCUCAGUGAUAGAGAAAUUUACCCAACUCAAACUCGUAUGACCAUUCCCUCCAUUGAAAUCACCAAAGUUAAUGCCAGUGAAAGUCAUAAUUCCAUGGAGAAUUUUUCAGAGGAAGAAUACGAGGCAGUCAGAAGCGAAGACAAUGUUGCAAGCAAAAGUUACCUAAAUAAGCUGUCAAUGUCUAGGAAACAAGUUUACGGGAUUGAGAAGAAUGGGCCUUGCCCAGUUUCUCCCUCUCAGACACAUCACCUGUCUAGAGAAGACCACAAUUAUUAUGAAUAUGUGCCUCCUGUAUCACACCUCAAGGAUGGCAUUAGCUACAGAGAUCAAUGUCAAGUGAUAGAAGUAAACCAUUCAGAAAACAGUGUCAGGUGGUUUGUUGCACUGUUUGACUACAUCCCUCACACAAUGUCUCCAAACCCUGAUACCACUGAAGAACUUCCAUUCCAGGAAGGGCAGCUAAUAAAGAUUUAUGGAGAUAAAGACCCAGAUGGGUAUUACAAAGGAGAAAUCAAUGGUAGAGUAGGAUUUGUCCCAUGUAACAUGGUUUCCGAGGUUCAAAUGGAGGAGGAACAGCUUCUGAAUGAAAAUGCAUUUUCUGGACAGCAUCCUUCUCUAGGUAAUAGAGACAGUGACUCUGUCAGUGGCAUGCCCUUACGCAAGAUGGUGGCACUUUAUGAUUAUGAUCCUCAAGAACUGUCUCCAAAUGUGGACUUAGAGAUGGAGUUAGCCUUCAACACUGGGGACAUUAUCAAUGUAUACGGUGAAGUGGAUGAAGAUGGUUUUUUCAUGGGUGAGAUCAAUGGUGUACAUGGGCUUGUGCCUUCAAACUUCUUAACUGAUGCCCCUCCAGAUUAUAGAGACAAUCGCUCAGUUCCUAAAGAACUUUUUGACACAGGAAGUCGAACCAAAGAACCUCAAGAACUGUCAUCACAGUAGUGGCACCUCCUUUCCCAUCAACAGUUCUGGAAAGGACAACAUUUUACCAAGAGAGAAGUCAAGAUACGUUUCUGAACUAGUUCCAGAACAGUCAUGCCAUCUUGCAGACAGGGGCGAUUACUCAUCUGGGAGAAAUCUACAGCAAUCCUGGUAGAUAGAUAAUCCUAAUAUAGAAAAAAGACAGAAUUGGAGAAAGCUUGAAAGUAGCAGAUGUUUCGAAAGAAACCAUAAGAAAUCGUUACUCAAACAAUGGAAGGCAAGGUCUGUUCAUUUCAGUGAAAAGUGCCAGCAACUGAUUUAGACUUUAGUUUUUUUGAGGGGUUGCCAAUAUUCUAUAUAAGUAGGUAGUUCUUCACAAGAACUUGCCAAAAUUGAGUUAGCAUAUCUAGUCAGUAUUAGGUUCAGCAUAUGAAAUCUGCUUUAUUUGUUCAUUUGUUUGAAGUUAAAUGCCUGUUUUAUUGAAGUAAUGUACUAUUUAAAAUUUUGAUACUUAAAGACUGAUUUCUUUAGCUUUCUUUAUUGAUUUUGUGUCAAUGUGCCUUUAACCUUGUAUCAAAUCAUAAAACAACUAUUUUGUAAAUACUUUAAUUAAUAAUUAUUUUUGAGCAUUUAAAUACAGGCAGACUAUUACUACUCCAGUGCCUAUAGAAGGCUAUGGGAAUGUUUGUGAUACUAAUGAAAAAAAAAUUAAACAGGGACUUUAGCUUUAAAGACUGUCUUUAGAAAGUCACUUGUAUUUGUACAUGUUAAAUCUUAUUCCUUCCUCAGUCCUUAUCUGAAGAAAAGUGUUUCGUGUUGAAAUUUUGUUAAUGUUGGCUUGCUCAGUCUUUACUAAAUUUCAGGCAAAAAAAAAGGUGCUUUUGUUUGUGUGUGUGUGUGUUUGUACUUUGUAAAGUUAUAGAUAUGAUUGCUGUUUUAGACAAAAAAAAAAAGUACUUCUUGAAUGAUUUCAGACUUUAUUGACGUUUGUCUAAGCUUCAGAAUUUAGCAAACAAGAUGUGUAAUUUUUUAGUAUCACUUUGACUCAAUCUAGCAAGUAAAACGUCCAACUAAAGAAGAUUUUUCAGAUGUCAUCAUGAUAGUUCUCUUUAGGACAUAAGUGAGGAGUAGAAGAGCAAUAAUCAAAUGGAUCUGCUCUGCAGCAAUUAAUCUGUUCCACACCUGCUAGCAAUGUUAAACAGUGCUGUUUUGUCAGUUUGCUGGCUACUCCUACCUAGACAGUCAUUCACUGGGCACAAACUAUCAACUUGCUCUUUUGCAAUAUUAAUAGCCCCCCCCCCUCCCAGGCUUGAUAGAGAAACAGUCUACUUGACCUGUGCAUUUAUAGAUUAAGUUACCAAACCAAAUAACCUUCUUAAACCCAAGUUAAUAUAACACUUGGGUUCUUGAUAGACGUUUCAGAAUAAUCACACAUGUAUGUUUGACUGCUUAACAAAACCAAAAGCAACUAAACAUUACAGAUUAUAAUUAGGCAAACAAAUAUUAUUAACAAUUUAUUAAGAGCAUAACUCAUGAAUUGGAAGAUUUGGUUCAGAAUUUCACUGCUAUUUGUUUUGUUUUUUAUGAAAAAAAAAGAAAUUCAAUUCAGAAUGUGUCCCUUGUAAUCUCUCACAAGAACCAUACUAUAAUUUAGAUGACUAAACAACUUUCUGUAAUACCAUACAAAAUACUGGUACCUGCUGUAUAAACUUAGGUUAUUUAUUUUCAACAUACCAUCAACAACCCAUUACUCUCUAAAUGAUUGUCUUUCCAAUUCACUCCUUAACAUGUAGUAAUGUGUGUUGCAGUCUUAAACUUGUGCUUUACCAGGGAAUACUUCUGUGAAAGAAACUGUCUCUAAAUAGUAAUAGUGACUGUAGUUUAAUUCAUUGUAUGCUAAUAAUUUCAGUUGUUAACUAGUUAUUGCUGAAUUUAUCCUAAGUAUUUUGAUAACAAGCUAUAAAUUUAAAGUUACCGUACAGUUAAAUGUUUUGUCUCCUCAGAAUUUAUUGUCACUUGUUUUGUUUGAAUUCUAAUACCAUUCCAAUGUAUUGUAGUGCAUUCUUGAUUAAUAUAUGUAUAGAAUUGAUACAUUGGACUUUAAAUAUUCAUCAAAAUAUGGAAUAAACAAAAGAUUAGAAUCAUUGUCCUGAGCAAAUGGACAGAAUGCAUAAUUGUAUAUUUAAAAGAAGCUCAGGUAAGAAUGAGUACAUUGGAUUUCUGGAAUAUAAAUACUAUAGUGUGAAACAGAUCACAGGUUAAGAGUUGAUGAAAUGAAAAAAAUAUAAUUAUGGCAGUGUGAAAUUGACUAUAGGUGAGAAAUGAUGUACUAAAUUCGAUCCAUUUAUGGUCAUCCAAAUAAAAUAGUUGUUCACCAGAUCAAAAUUAAGAGAGAAUACUCAGAAGCUAUGCGAUGGACAGAAUGUACUCACAGUAAAACAGGACUACUUUGAACCUGGAACAGUCUAUUUCUAACUAGUUGUCAUGGUGAAAUAAGACUACGGGUUAGAAAUGGAUUAACAUUUCAGAAAUCUAGGCUUCUCUAAAAGUAUUGUAAGUCAUCCACAUAAAAGAAUAGUUCAAUGUUUUUGCUGAUGUAUAUUCUAUAUACAUACCUUUGACUGACAACGAACUCUCCUGAGCACAAUAUAUGAAACUGUACUUAGAUACUAUUGAUAUGUAUUCUUUAGUAAUCAAUAGAAAUGUAACAAGUAUUAUAAGCUUAUACAGGAAAUGCUUUAAUGUGAUGUAAAUAUGUAUAUCUAAAGUUAUGAAGCAGGAAAUCAAACAAUUUGUGUAAUUUAUCAUCAAUAAUAAGCCAUGUGUAUCUUAUAAACACUAAACAAAAAUGUGCUUACUCUCUUGUUACUGAAAACCUGAAGUUUGUUAUAUAGGUGUAGACCGAGUAUUUGUGUAAUGUAAAGUGAUUCUUUUCUUUCCUCACCAUUUGCAUCUUGUAAUUAAAACUCCCUUUGUACUGACAGGAUUUGUGUUAUAAUAUUUUGUAUUAUAGUUAAAUAUUCUUAAAUAAAUGAGUAAAAAAAGAAAAACAGAGUUAAUUAUAAAGCCACAAACUCAACUAAACUGAGGUUUGUAGAUGUGCAUAUGUGACUGUUAAUACAUAAAAUAUAUAUUGACAUAUUAAUAACCAAUCUCGAAAAAGAUAUACCAGCAAGCAUAGAUGUGGUUGUUGAAAAUUUAGUGUAUUAAGCUAAAUCUACUAUGCUGAUUUUGUUGUUUGUGUUUUCUCUACACUGUAAAUCAAUGAAUGGUACUGUUUACAAUGUACACUUGUUGUAAUUACCUCCAUGAAGGUAUUUUGUUUGUUUACCUAUGUGAUACUUGUAAAUAAAUGUACUAUGGAGUACGUCCAUAUUGCUUUCUUCCUCUGAA
Messenger RNA from Limulus polyphemus (Atlantic horseshoe crab), 8491 nucleotides. RefSeq names its product RIMS-binding protein 2-like. NCBI's taxonomy places the organism in Eukaryota, Metazoa, Arthropoda, Merostomata, Xiphosura, Limulidae. The coding region runs from base 365 to 5119 and encodes 1584 amino acids. Gene Ontology annotation, biological process: neuromuscular synaptic transmission. The transcript has 33 exons. The record is from RefSeq and is a predicted model, not a curated record. Gene Ontology annotation, molecular function: protein binding.